This is a messenger RNA of Canis lupus familiaris (dog), 1596 nucleotides long. It is a transcript of the gene GLT8D1, whose product is annotated as glycosyltransferase 8 domain containing 1. The transcript is spliced from 10 exons. Lineage: Eukaryota; Metazoa; Chordata; Mammalia; Carnivora; Canidae. The record is from RefSeq and is a predicted model, not a curated record. Bases 133 to 1248 code for a protein of 371 amino acids. Gene Ontology annotation, cellular component: Golgi apparatus. Gene Ontology annotation, molecular function: glycosyltransferase activity.
CGCGGCUGGCUCGCCGGCUGCACCGGGCCCUCCCAGGACCGACCCAUCCCUCUCUCCCGACUGGGGUGUGCCUCUCCCUUGUUAUCCGAGCGAGGGUUAAAAACUAGCAUUUAUAUAAAACAGAAGAAAAAGAUGUCCUUCCGUAAAGUAAACAUCAUCAUCCUGGUCCUGGCUGUUGCUCUCUUCUUACUGGUUUUGCACCAUAACUUCCUGGGCCUGAGCAGUUUGCUAAGGAAUGAGGUUUCAGAUUCAGGAAUUGUGGGGUUUCAGCCUAUAGACUUUGUCCCAAAUGUUCCCCGACAAGCUGUAGACGGGAGAGAAGAGGAGAUUCCUGUGAUCAUUGCUGCAUCUGAAGAUAGGCUUGGAGGGGCCAUUGCAGCUAUAAACAGCAUUCAGCACAAUACUCGCUCCAAUGUGAUGUUCUACAUUGUUACACUCAAUGGUACAGCAGAUCAUCUUCGAUCCUGGCUCAGCAGCAGUACCUUGAAAAACAUCAGAUACAAAAUUGUGAAUUUUGACACUAAACUUUUGGAAGGCAAAGUAAAGGAGGAUCCCAACCAGGGAGAAUCCAUAAAACCAUUAACCUUUGCAAGGUUCUACUUGCCAGUUCUGGUUCCCAGUGCAAAGAAGGCCAUAUAUAUGGAUGAUGAUGUAAUUGUGCAAGGGGAUAUUCUUGCACUUUAUAAUACACCACUGAAACCAGGACAUGCAGCUGCAUUUUCAGAAGAUUGUGAUUCAGCCUCUACAAAAGUUGUCAUCCGUGGAGCAGGGAAUCAGUACAAUUACAUUGGCUAUCUUGACUAUAAGAAGGAAAGAAUUCGUAAACUUUCCAUGAAAGCCAGCACCUGCUCAUUUAAUCCUGGAGUUUUUGUUGCAAACUUAACAGAAUGGAAAAAACAGAAUAUAACUAACCAGCUGGAAAAAUGGAUGAAACUCAAUGUAGAAGAGGGACUGUAUAGCAGAACAUUGGCUGGCAGCACCACAACACCUCCUCUGCUGAUCGUAUUUUAUCAACAACACUCUACAAUCGACCCCAUGUGGAAUGUCCGCCACCUUGGUUCCAGUGCUGGAAAACGAUAUUCACCCCAGUUUGUAAAGGCUGCCAAGUUACUCCACUGGAAUGGUCACUUUAAGCCAUGGGGAAGAACUGCUUCCUAUUCUGAGAUCUGGGAAAAAUGGUAUAUUCCAGACCCAACAGGCAAAUUCAGCUUGAUCCGAAGACAUAUGGAGAUCUCAAAUAUAAAAUAAAACAUAAUUUAUGCUGUAAGCAUUUCUCAGGAAAUCCUGGAAGACAGUAUGUGUGGGCAGUAACAGUUGCAAGGCUUCAAAGCCUAUCUGCAGCAACCCAUGGAAAGAGGGAUGUUUCAGCUGGGUAAAGAGGACAGACUACCCCGUCUAUCAGUUGGCUUCCCAGAUAGACUAUAAAUGUCUCCAUCUGCCUUAUCAACAAGUGUUUGCUUACUACCGUGCUGAAUGACCAGAGGUAAAUGGACUGACAGGAUUGGUACAGCUAGUUCAACACUGCUGCUUGGUUUUAAUUUUGUAACCUUAACCUGUGGUCUGAUCUGUUAAUAAAGUGAAACCUACAUUUUUCAA